AUGGAAAAUCAUGAUAUGAAUCUCUCCUUGACAUCUCUUUCUACAUCAACUGCGUCAUCAUCGUCAUCAUCUACAACCACUUCUUGGUUCUCCGGCAUUGUGCGCGGCCGCUCAGCCAGCUACAAGAUGGCCAGUAAAUCCUCCUUAGCCGCCACUGGAGACAUCCUCGGUGGUGGAGGUGGACCCAUUAACAAGAAACACCAGUUCCGAGGUGUCAUGUUCAAGUACGGCCCCAAGCCAAUCCAGGUUGCAUUUAAGAUGGGUGAUUAUAAACAGCAAGUUAUUUUUAUUGGUGGACUGACAGAUGGAUUUUUGGCAACUGAAUAUUUGGAGCCUUUGGCAAUUGCUUUGGAGAAAGAACGCUGGUCACUAGUUCAAUUUCUGUUUUCAUCAUCGUACAGUGGAUAUGGCGUCUCAAGCUUGAAACAAGAUGCCUUAGAGCUGGAUCAAUUGAUAAGUUACUUGAUAAACAAGGAAGAUUCUGAAGGCGUGGUACUACUUGGACACAGUACUGGCUGCCAGGAUAUCGUAUAUUACAUGCGUACCAAUGCAACAUGUUCGAGAGCAGUGCGUGCUGCCAUUUUGCAGGCUCCAGUGAGUGACCGGGAAUUCAAAGCCACUCUCCCGGAAACUGCUUCCAUGAUUGAUUUAGCUUCAAAGAUGAUUGGUGAAGGUCGAGGAUCAGAAUUGAUGCCUCGGGAAGCCAAUCCAGAUUCCCCAAUAACGGCCUAUAGAUAUCAUUCUCUUUGUGCAUAUAAUGGUGAUGACGACAUGUUCAGUUCUGACUUUAGUGAAGACCAGUUGAAACAGAGACUUGGACACAUGUCCAAUAGACCUUGCCUGGUGAUGUUCUCGAUGGCUGAUGAAUAUGUACCAGAUUACGUGGACAAGAAAGCAUUGGUCCAUAGAUUGUGCAGAGCAAUGGGGGGUGCAGAAAAAGCUGAAAUCGAAUAUGGAAAUCAUUCUCUAUCUAAUAGAGCUGAGGAAGCUGUCCAGGCAAUAAUCGAAUUUCACAUAAACAACCUAAAGAACCAGCUUUGGGGAAUUAACUUGAGGCCUCGCUUGUCAUUGAAACAAGCUUUACUAGAGGACCCAGAAGAGGAGUGUAGACCUUGGCGCAAGAGAUUUUCAUUUUUCUCCCCGAAGUCAAUAAAAAUGGGUUUCAAAUUUAGUUGGGUUUCUUUUUUCAAAAUCACCCUUCUUUUACUUCUCAUCGCGGGCAUUGCCACCGCUUGCCUCACUCUGCCUGUCGAAAAAAUUCUGAAGGAUUUCUUAGCAUGGAUUGAGCAUGAUCUCGGUCCUUGGGGUCCUCUUGUGCUAGCUGUUGCAUACAUUCCCCUAACUGUAUUGGCAGUUCCUGCUUCAGUACUUACGCUUGGUGGUGGUUACCUCUUUGGUUUGCCAGUGGGUUUUUUUGCUGAUUCCAUUGGUGCUGCCAUUGGUGCUGGGGCUGCAUUUCUUCUUGGUAGAACAAUUGGGAGGUCAUUUGUUAUUUCCAAGUUAAGAGACUAUCCGCAGUUCCGGGCAGUUGCAGUUGCAAUUCAGAGAUCUGGAUUUAAGAUAGUGUUGCUGCUCCGGCUCGUUCCUUUACUUCCAUUUAACAUGUUGAACUACCUCUUAUCCGUGACUCCAGUCCCAAUAGGGCAAUACAUGCUAGCUUCAUGGUUGGGAAUGAUGCCAAUUACUCUUGCCUUGGUAUAUGUUGGGACAACUUUGAAGGAUCUUUCUGAUGUAACGCAUGGAUGGAAUGAAUUCUCCAAAACCCGUUGGGCAUUUAUUGUGUUGGGCCUUGUGAUAUCUGUUGUAUUAAUGAUUUGUGUUACUAGAGUUGCGAAAGCUGCUUUAGACAAAGCUUUGGCUGAAAAUGCGGAUGUAGAUGGUGAUAUCGCAUCACCACAAUUACCCAUUGUGGCUGAUCCUGAUGUAAAUCUUCACCAACCGCUUAUAAUCAAGAUCGACCCCCCUCAAGACAGUCAUGAAAAGUAG
Molecule: messenger RNA, 1986 nt
Organism: Fraxinus pennsylvanica
Lineage: Eukaryota; Viridiplantae; Streptophyta; Magnoliopsida; Lamiales; Oleaceae
Source: the annotation of a GenBank genome assembly